UUUGCUUUCCCGACGAAUUACAAAGUACUUAGUGAUAGUUCCGCUGCAGCGCAAAAUUGGGCAUCAGCUCUGCAGUUGUUACAACAGCGACAACAGCCGCUGACGAGGAAUGCACCAAGAGUUCGCAAUGCACACGGCGACCGUUACAACGUGCUAUAUAAGUCAGCCCUGUGUCUUCACUUCCUCCGACGGGGCACCUGCCCGAAAGGGGAAGCUUGCAAGUUCGCUCAUGGCAUCUUCGAGUUGAGAUUGCCGCAGAACCAUCGUAAGUACCGCACAAGACUGUGUGUGCAUUACACACUCACUAGAGCCUGUCCAUUUGGAGAAAGAUGCUUUUUCGUUCACCGCUAUAAUCCCCCCUCUACCCCGGAGUCUCCCGACUACGCCAGUCUCAACUACUGCAUUUAG
Mesocestoides corti is the source of this 408-nucleotide messenger RNA. The record is from the annotation of a GenBank genome assembly. NCBI's taxonomy places the organism in Eukaryota, Metazoa, Platyhelminthes, Cestoda, Cyclophyllidea, Mesocestoididae.